Messenger RNA from Vicia villosa (hairy vetch), 3233 nucleotides. RefSeq names its product tRNA(His) guanylyltransferase 2-like. Gene Ontology annotation, molecular function: magnesium ion binding; tRNA guanylyltransferase activity. Gene Ontology annotation, biological process: tRNA modification. The record is from RefSeq and is a predicted model, not a curated record. Lineage: Eukaryota; Viridiplantae; Streptophyta; Magnoliopsida; Fabales; Fabaceae. Bases 241 to 1815 code for a protein of 524 amino acids. The transcript is spliced from 4 exons.
UUUUUUUUUUUCUUUUAUGCAUCGAUUACUGGUUCUCUUUUCUUCUGUUUUAGGUUUUUUUUUUAUUCCGCGACAGUACUGUUUAGGGAUCUUCAUAUGUUUUCAGACUGAUUUCAAUUCAGGAGUUUUGUUUUUUCUGAAUAAGUGUAUUGCUUCCUUGCAUGAAGACAAGCCCACCAUCUGUAUGAUAGUUUGCUUUUGAGAAGAAAGAGAAUAUAUGUACAAAUUUUUAUGUGAAAUAUGGCAAACAGCAAAUAUGAGUAUGUCAAGGGUUUUGAACUUGAGGAUGAGGUGAUGUUUCCGAGUUUCAUCCUUGUUUCGAUCAAUGCUUGUAAACUUCCCAAGCCUUAUGAUGUAAAUGUCUUGAAUUUGAUGAACUCUUGUGCUGUUGCGAUGCUCGAAGAGUUUGCAGAUGUAGUCCUUGCAUACGGGUUUAGUGAUGAGUAUACCUUUGUUUUCAAGAAAAGCACCAAGUUCUAUGAAAGGCGAGCUAGCAAAGUAUUAUCCAUUAUUUCUUCUUAUUUUGCAUCUGUCUUUGUGAGAAAAUGGCAUGGAUUCUUUCCGCAGAAGGAACUGCAUUCUCCUCCUUCCUUCCAUGGGAAAGUUGUACCUUGUGCAUCCAUAGAUGCCCUUCAAGCUUAUCUUUUGUGGAGGCAAAAUAUAUGUCAUUUGAAAAAUCAAUAUGAUCAGUGCUUUUGGCGACUUGUUGAGCGCGGGAUGAAUGAGAAGGAAGCACAAGAGUUCAUCGAUGGAGCCAAGAAACGUGACUUAAAUGAUAUUUUAUUUGACGAGUUCAAAGUCAAUUACAAUACACUGGAUCCAAUAUUUCGACAAGGUUCCUGUAUUUUAAAGACAAUGGUAGGGGCUGUGGUGAAGUACACAGAAACAGGUGCUCCAGUUAAAAGACAAAGGAGAGAGAUAAUCACAGUGCAUUCCAAGAAAAUAGCAAGCCCACGAUUUUGGAAUGAGCAUUCUAUUCUUUUGAAGGAGCUUGGUGUUUUUGUAGAGGAGAUUAACAAUGUGAAACCAGAGUAUGUGAGGUCCUUUGAAUUUGAUAGCAAGUUGAUGCCAUCUAUAUGGGUUGUAGUGCGGAUAGAUGGAUGCCACUUCCACAGAUUUUCCGAGAUACAUGAAUUUGCAAAGCCAAAUGAUGAUCGAGCUCUUAACUUGAUGAAUUCAUGUGCAGUGGCUGUCUUAGAGGAAUUUAGGCAGGAUAUAGUAUUUGCUUAUGGGGUUAGUGAUGAGUACAGUUUCAUUCUUAAGAACUCCACUGAUCUUUAUGAAAGGAGAGCUAGUAAAAUCGUAUCAGCCAUUGUGUCUUUCUUCACAUCCACUUACGUGAUGAGAUGGAAAGAUUUCUUCCCUCAAAGUGAGUUAAACUACCCUCCUUCUUUUGAUGCGCGAGCAGUGUGCUAUCCAUCUGCUGAGAUAUUACGGGACUAUCUUUCGUGGAGGCAAGUGGAUUGCCACAUAAACAAUCAAUAUAACACUUGUUUCUGGAAGCUUGUUGCAUCUGGUAAAAGCAAAAAGGAAGCUCAACGUAGUUUAAAGGGUGCUCAACUGCAAAAGAAAAUCGAGGAAUUGUCUAUCGAUUACAAUAAAUUGCCAGUGAUGUUCCGACAAGGAUCCUCAGUUUUUUGGGAUAGGGUAGACAAUGUUCUCAUCCAUCAGGAGAAUGGAGAGUCUUCUGAAAAGUAUGGAAAGGUCAUUGUAAAACAUAUUGACAUCAUAGGAUCAGCCUUUUGGCUAGAACACCCUGGUAUCCUUUAUGGAAAGCAUUAUAACCUUGGCAAAGCAACCAUACUCCAGGUCUGAUCACAAUCUGCAAGGGGUAUUAGGACCAAAAUAUUUCCUUUUAAACGAAAAAAGGUUAAACCCGAAGAAGUUGUUCCGUCAAUACCCGUGCCAGCAAAAAAGAAGGAAAGAUCUCCUUCAUCAUUGGUGGUUAGUGCUCCCAAAGUUUCAACGCAUUCAGGCUUUACAGGAAAGAGAACAAAAACUGGUACAAGAAAGACUGCUGCUUUACAAGGAUGCAGUUUUAUCCAUCAAGGCUCCACCAGUGUUAUAAUAGCAGACCCAUGGCUGCCAUAGUGGAUAUACAUGGCUGUUUUCGGGCUCGCGGCAGUGGUAAAUAUCGGCCGAUAUUGUGGGUUUUACUACCGGUAUGGCGGGAUUUUGGAUCUUCGCCAUCGACAACACUGGGUUCCAUGGAGAAAGAAGAAACAGAUGAUGAAAAUAUUCUGGCAAACUCAGCAUCUGUUUCAAUUUAGGACACUAGGACUUACAUUACAUUUCAAUUUGUGGUCGGGCUUUUACUUGAACAAUUAUGACACUUACAUGUGAUUAUGUGUGAUUAUGCACGUGCACGGUUGUUAUAUUUUUGUAGGGUUCUUUCAUAGGUGUGACUUCUAAGAAGCAUAGACCUAACGAAGAUACAAACAACAAUAUGGACCUUACCGAAGGAAAGGCUGAUCUUUGGGCGCAGGCAAUAGAACAAAGUCCUCAAGGUCAAAUUUACAAGGGACUCCUCUUGCCAAAGUAGAGUCUCCAGUUACUCCUCACGGUGGAUUAGCGAUGUCUGAAAUUACCAAAUCAGAGCCACCUACAUCUGUUCGGAGUGAAUUACACAUGCCUAAAACUAAGAACAAGAGUAAUAGACAUAAAACAAAGUUUGGAGAUGACAAGGAUGGAAACACCUUGCGUUCAGGACCAGUGAAGCGAAAAAGGCUGUGUCCUGCUAAUCAGAAGAGAACCACAGCAUCUGGGAUGUCUGCCUCACCAUAACUCGUGUUAGAUGCAACAGGGAGCAGGUGCAACAGGAAAAACAGUCCUAUUUGGUUUACAUUAGUUGGUUCAGAAGACCAGAAUGGAGAAAUUUCCUUGCCACAUAUCUAGGCUUGCUAUUCAAGAAUAAAGUAACUUUUUCAACUCAUGUAGUCUUUGAGUUUUUUGGGAUUGAGUUAGGUCUAGUCUCAACUCUCAAGUUAAGAGAAACAUGCAAAGUUACUCCUUACCAGAAUUUUGCUAAUAGAAGUUGGAUAAUUAUUUCCCCUUCCUCCUUGAACAUAUUAUGUGUGUUUCCUUGCAAUUCUGCUAUCACAAGCAAAUAACUAUCCUGUACAGAUUGGGUCUCUAUGAUGUACAUUACCACAGUAAUGGUGAAAAACACUCCCAUUGAUCUGGCAGUUAUUGUAGUCAGUUACAAGUAAUUAAAACUAAAAUUUUUGGAACAA